Molecule: messenger RNA, 2274 nt
Organism: Rotaria socialis
Lineage: Eukaryota; Metazoa; Rotifera; Eurotatoria; Philodinida; Philodinidae
Source: the annotation of a GenBank genome assembly
AUGCAAGUAUUGAUUGCUUAUCCAUUUAAAAGUGAAAUUCCUCAUCAAAAUCGAUUAAUUUAUUUACCAGAAUUAGUUCAAGAUGAAUCCAGCCUUCGUGUUGCUAUUCGUCAACAUCAUCCUCAUAUUAUUAUUGUUGGAAAUAAUGCUGUCGGGAGUGAAACACUUGAACUAUGGCGUUCAGUUAUGAGUAAUAACAUUCAGUUAACAUUAAUUCGAAGAGGUUCAUCACUUUCUCGUAUUAAUCUUGAUUUAGCCAAACAAUUACAUAUUAAUGUAUUAAAUACAUUGAGUGUGAAUUCUCGAUUUGUUGCAGAAUAUAUGAUUGAACAUCUUCAUUUACCAAGUAAUGGAACUUGUUCCAACAUUGCAAUUAUUGGAUCGGGAGCUAUUGGAAGUCGAAUUGCUUAUCGUUUAUUUAGAGCUAAACAUAAAGUUAAUGUUUAUAGUCCAUCAUUAACCAAUCCCGAUGAAACUUGCCGGAAUAAAACUCGACGAAAAAAAGGUAUCUGCUCGUCUGGCAUAGAAGUUUCUAUGACACCCGAACAGGCUGUUGUCAAUGCUACACAUGUUAUACUUGCUAUCGAUGCUGAUAGAGUUACAAGUGUUAAUGAACAAUUAUCGAAAGAAGUUUUUCAAAUCAUACCAAAUGGUGCCAGACUUGUAUCUGUUACUGAAUUUCGUGUAUUUGCUGACGGAGCUCUUGAUAUUAUUAUCGAACGUGUUCGACAAGGGCAAAUUAGUGCUCGUUUAGAUUCGCAUGCAUUCGAUAUAAAUACGAUUAAAGAUCCUCCAACAGAAUUAGAAGCUGUAUCAGCUGCAAUGACAGUACCUGGCUGUGGUGAAGCUAUGGACCAAGCAGCUCUUAUUGUUCUUGCUAAUGUUGUACUCGAACAAUCUUUGAAAUCGCCAUUAGCAUUUUCUCUCGAUUCAUCGAAACAAAAUGAAGAAAUCACUGUUAUUGGAGCAGGUAUCCUGGGCAUAGUAACUGCCUUUUUUCUUAGUGAAAAUGGUUAUAAAAUAACUAUUAUUGAUGAGCACGAUCGUCCUAAUCUAGUAAAUAAACUACGUCAACAUGAAAUUGCGUGCCGCGGUACUACACUUGACGGAUGCGAUGCACGGCAGGCAUCUAUAACAGAAACAAUGCCACAUGCGUUAUUUUAUAGAAUAGAUAGUUUAAGAAAAUUUCCGUUAGAUAAUGGAGGAUGGAAAAUAAUACCCGAUCAAUAUACUGACCAAGAAAGUGCUUGGGUUGAUAGAUUUAGCGAGCUUGCUGGUUAUCCAGAAUUAGUUGUCAAUCUAGUGAAUCAGUUUGUAUCAAAUUUAAACAGACGUGGGAUUGAAUUAUGGGAAGAUAUAUUCCAGAGUUAUCCACAAUUAGUUCAAGAUACUAUUAAGAAUAGUCGAAUUAUUCGAGUAUGUUCAUCAUCAACUUCAUUAAAUGUUGUUUCAUCAUUUCAAAAAAAGUAUCAUAAAAAUGAAGAUAAUCUCGAAAUUUUAUCACGUGCGCAAAUUCUUGAACAAAUACCUGGUAUUGAACUUAAAGAUGGAGACGCUGGAGGAAUUCAAGUACCUGGUUUUACUGUUAAUCAUCUAAAACUUUGUCAAAAUAUGAUUGGAUAUUUAGAAAAAAAUCCGAAUGUUAAUUUUAAAUGGUCAACUAAAGUUAAUUCAAUUAAUAAUAUAUCUUCGUCAAAAAUAAUCUUUGCUUCAAGUCUCAAUCGAUUGGACUCUUCACUAUUAGACAAUAUAUCAUUAGCUAUUCAAGGUGUUCUCGGGUGUUGGAUAAAACUUCCGAAUGUUCAUUCAAUAAAACAUGGAUUUAAAAUAGCAGAAAAAGAACCAAUAUCUGUUAUUAAUGUGACACCAAGUUAUGAUGAACAAUAUUUAUAUGUAACAGGUGCUUUUGGUUUUUGUGGCCAACGUGGAAUAGUUCAAUCUUCUUAUCUUUCACAAUUAGUUGAAUUAUUUAAUUCGACCAUACGUUGUUAUUUACCUGAUGAAAUGGAAGCAAGUGAAUCGGAAAUCGUUCCAAUACAAUAUUGUAUUCGUCCAAUGACUCCAGAUGGAAUGCCAAUUAUUGCUCAAUUAGCUGUUCAAAAUAAAAAACAUCAAGUGUAUUUUGUUGGUGGAACGAAUUCUGGAGGACUUGUUCAAUCACCAAUUUUAGCAACAGUUCUCUUAGACUUAAUUCAAGGUUCAUCCAGUAAUACAAAUCUUUGUCACGUUUGCAGAUCAUUACGUCUUGAUAGAAAUACUUUAUUAUUUAAUUAA